AUGGGUCUAGAGAGUGCACAACCGCCAGAAGGAGAAUCUCCCCAAGAAGAAGACUCGAGGCUCCGCAGCGUUAAGAAAGCAAAGCCGAAUGGGGAUAAAUCAAUGCCGGAUGCUGAUGACAACGUGGAAUUUGUUAGAGACGGAGAAAGUAUGAUCGUAGAAAAUCCCAAUCCCAGCCAGGGAAUUCAAUCGAGUGAGAACAAGAGGAUCCCGCUUGAUGUGUGUGGACCGAGGAUAAAAGAUCCGGAACAAGGAAGUUCAUAUAAAGACAGAUUGAUGUCGGUUGAUACGAAAAUUGUGUUGUCUCCAACAGAAAUUGUGCAGUUAGUGGCUGAGGAUUAUGGUUUGGAGGAGAUGGAGGAUGUGAAUUUGGAAGAGGAGGCUCCCUUCAAUCCAAAAUCGGUAGUGGAAGUCUCCUUGGAGGAAUAUGAUCAAUGGUGCAAACCAUGGAAACUUUCUCUCAUCGUGAAGCUGCUUGGCAAGAGUCUAGAAUUUCGAGCGAUGGAGACUUGGAUUCGGAGGACUUGGUCAUGGAAUGGAGAUCUCAAAGUAAUUGACUUAAUGGGUGAUUUCUUCUUGGUGAGAUUCAUGGACGAAGGUGAUUAUCGACGUGCCUUAUUUGAAGGUCCAUGGCAGGUGCGUAUUCCCAAACUGCCUGUGAAAUUGUAUACUGAUAAAUUUCUAUGGCGAGCUGGGAAAAAGAUAGGAACAAUGUUGAAGAUUGACCAGAAUACCUCCAUUCAUUCUAGAGGAAAAUUUGCACGCUUGUGUGUGGAAAUUGACCUGAGGCGCAAACUGGUUCUAGGAAUCAAAGUACUGGGUCAUGACUUCAAAGUUGAAUAUGAAGGACUACAUUUAAUUUGCUUCGGAUGUGGCCGUUAUGGUCAUAGAAUUGAGUUGUGUUCGGAAGGAGGGACAAGGAAGGAGAUUGUGCAACCACUGUGCACUGAUGGUAGUGGUCAAUCAGAAAAUGCUCCAAAGAAUUUGGUUGUAGAAUCUGCUACCUUAGUGCCGGAACCUUCAGAUUCAAUUAGUCCAGUUGCAAAUAUUGCGGAGAGGAAUACUGGGGUGUCAGAUCUGAAUGAAGAUAUGGAAAAUGGGAAAAACUUGAACUCUUUUGGGUCUUGGAUGUUAGUUAAGAGGCCCCAGCGAAAAAAUAUGAAGAAAAAAGUCUCUGGGCUUGAUCCAAAUAAGGGGGUAAAUGUUGACAAGGGCUCAAGGUACCAAGUUCUAGACUAG
This is a messenger RNA of Arachis ipaensis, 1239 nucleotides long. RefSeq lists its product as uncharacterized. The record is from RefSeq and is a predicted model, not a curated record. Lineage: Eukaryota; Viridiplantae; Streptophyta; Magnoliopsida; Fabales; Fabaceae.